Molecule: messenger RNA, 2041 nt
Organism: Electrophorus electricus (electric eel)
Lineage: Eukaryota; Metazoa; Chordata; Actinopteri; Gymnotiformes; Gymnotidae
Gene: ttc4
Product: tetratricopeptide repeat domain 4
Biological process (GO): protein folding
Cellular component (GO): cytosol; nucleus
Molecular function (GO): Hsp70 protein binding; Hsp90 protein binding
Source: RefSeq, a predicted model, not a curated record
UACAACGUGCACGCUGUGUUUACCGGAUCUAUAACCUUGCGAAUUGACAAAAAUUGUGAUACAUUAGAGCACGGGGUCCUGUAAGGACUGUGCCUUUAGAAGAACAAAUUCAAUGGCUUCACCGACUCAAGGCGAGGAUAGCGAUGACGGCAUGGACGAAUUUAUGGAGAAAUUCAAGACACAUAAGUAUAAAAACGCAUUUAACGAAAGCAACUGGGAAGAGGAAUUUGAUAAGGUGCCCAUGUUCAUGAAGACAGCUCCUGAGGACAUAGACCCGGUUAAGCACCCCGACCUUGCCUGUCUGCAGUCUAUUAUACACGAUGACGAAAGACCACCUGAGGAGCAAGCAAAGAGCCUGAAGGAUGAGGGCAACGAGUACUUUAAGGAAAAGAACUAUACGAAAGCCAUAGUGUCCUAUACAGCAGGGCUGAAAAAGAACUGCUCUGACUCAGACCUCAGUGCCAUCCUCUAUACUAACCGCGCUGCUGCCCAUUUUCAUCUAGGAAAUUUGCGAUCUGCUUUGAAUGACUCAAUUUCUGCAAGGAAAGUGAAACCAUGCCAUUUAAAAGCCAUAAUCAGAGGGGCCCAGUGUUGUAUGGAGCUGCGUAAUUAUGCUGCUGCAUUACAGUGGUGCGAUGAGGGGCUCAAGCUUCUGCCCACCGAUAAGAAACUGCUGGAGCUCCGAUCCACAGCAGACAAACGGAGGAGGGCAGCAGAGAGAGAUGCCAGGAAAUCUAAAGCUAAAGAAAAAAAGAAGCAGACCGAAAGGGGAACAUUACUAGCUGCCAUUAAGGAGCGAGGCAUUAGGCUUCUGCAACCCAAACAACCUCAGCAUCGGGGAUCCGAUAGCGAAGAGGAUGGCAGCGAUGAUGGAACUACAGCAGCCAUGGCAGAGCUGUACCUGGAUGGGCUUGACUCCCAGGAGGCCACAGGAGCACAGGUGUACCUGGACGAGCAGGGUGCCCUCCACUGGCCAGUGCUGUUCCUGUACCCCGAGCACAGGCAGACUGACUUUGUCUCUGCGUUCUGUGAAAACUCGAGCUUUAUAGAUCAUUUAGCAGUCAUGUUUGGAGAGGAAUUGCCUCCCUGGGACACAGAAAGAAAAUAUCACCCACAACAUCUUCAGGUGUUUUUUGAAGACCAUGAGACACAGCAUCUAUAUGAAGUGGAUGUGGGGACAUCACUCCUGAAGAUUCUUCAGCUCCCAUGUUGCUGUGUACAGGCAGGAACACCUAGCUUCAUUGUGUUGGUAAAAGGGUCUCCAUUUUGUGAGCAGUACUUUUCCAACAAGAAAGUGCAUGGAUUAAAGUGAAGGACUGAAGGACAUUGAAUGUACUAGCCAUUGACUAAGAUCCUGUCAUAAUGGAGUUUGCUGCAUGUAUGUCUGCUACUAAGAAGGUUGCUGCUUCUGAAGCCACUGUGCUGAAAGAAAGUGCUGGAACACCUCCUUUGCAGCACCGCUGGGUAAGAUGGCCUUUCCUAAGAUGUUUACAAGGCAUCAGACAAGGGAUUUGACAGACAGAGACCAUAACUAUUUACUGGAGUCCAUUCACUAUGGCUUGUAUGAGUAUACAAGGGCAAAGCUACGUCACUAGUGUUCAAAUAACCUCAAUAUCUUGUGAAAGGACUUUGUUCCAUGUUUUUGUAUCCUGAAAUAUCCUGAAACGUCAUCGUUUCAUGUAGAUGUACUCUGCAGUAAGUAUGUACUAGCUAGUACUCUAAAUUUCAGAAAACACAUCUUUUUGAACUGUGCUUAAUGAACAUAGCCCUUAUGAUCAUUGUCCCAGUUCCUGGAUCAACAAUUUAAAAAUAUUUAAUUGUGGAAAUUGGAUGAUCACUGACAUACAGCUUCCAUUCAGGCUUCCAUUCUCAAGCUGUUACCUUUAGGUUGGUCCGAUGGAACGGGUUGUCAAGAUAUUGUUUGAAAGAGGUUACGGUGGGUAUUGUCAUUUAAACCUGUAAUAAUUAAUUUGUAAUAACAUACUGGGCAUUGCUACAAUAGCUGUACUGUCUUAAAUAAAGGCCCAGGACGUUGGUCUUC